Molecule: messenger RNA, 4422 nt
Organism: Marasmius oreades (fairy-ring Marasmius)
Lineage: Eukaryota; Fungi; Basidiomycota; Agaricomycetes; Agaricales; Marasmiaceae
Exons: 13
Coding region: 1210-4338 (1042 amino acids)
Biological process (GO): siRNA processing
Cellular component (GO): nuclear RNA-directed RNA polymerase complex
Molecular function (GO): RNA-directed RNA polymerase activity
Source: RefSeq, a predicted model, not a curated record
CAUUCUUUACCUUUCUCAGGUCACCAUCACCAUCCUUUCUCUAUCUCGUGCAAAAGAAUGCCUAAAGCAUGGGAACCCAAAGGCACGGAACUAGGUGCAGGCGACAAGAUUGGGGCAGGCGACUCUUAUUUGGUCGCAGAUGCUCUCGGGGAGGAACUAUCAAAGGACAUAUUCCAGAAAGUCAAGGAAGAAGUGAAAUGGGAUGUAAUGCAUCAUCGAGGUGGUGAAGUUCCGCGAUUGGUAGCUGUUCAAGGCGAAGUAGCCGCCGAUGGGAGGUAGAAUCUGUUUCCCAAUCUAUCGGCAUCCCUCUGAUGAAUCACCCCCUCUUUGCGAGUUCACCCCCACGGUUUCCCUCAUACGGGAUCUAGUACAGCAACUUGUUGGGCACCCCGUGAACCAUAGUCUCAUACAAUAUUACCGGUCAGGAAAAGACUAUAUAUCCGAACACAGCGACAAGACCAUUGAUGUUGUUCGAGGCUCCAACAUUGUGAACGUCAGUUUAGGCGCUCAGAGGGUAAUGACACUCCGCCAAAAAAAGGACCAGACCAGGCAUGAUGGGGAUGGUGGAUCGACCGGCAAGCCCGAAAGUUCAAGCUCAGUUUCGACGCGCGUGUCUCAACGUAUUCCACUCCCCCACGGAUCGAUGUUUGUGAUGGGCUUGGAAACGAACAAAUUAUGGUUGCACGGGAUCAAUCACGAUAAUCGUCCCGUCAGUGUCAAAUCUGAUGCAGAGUUGAUGCAGGAUGGUGGACGAAUUAGUCUUACCUUUCGCCAUAUCGGGACGUAUCUGAAAGCAGAUCAGAAGAAAAUUUACGGACAGGGUGCGACUGGAAAGACGCCACUUGAGGCGAGAGAUGUUGUGAACGGUACAGAGGCUGGUGAGCGGUUGAUUUGUGCCUUUGGAGAGGAGAAUCAUAAUAGUGCGUUUGAUUGGGACAAGUGGUAUGGUUCUGGCUUUGACGUUUUGCAUUUCACUAUCAAACAUGUUUGAAACGCCCCUUUUUCCCUUUUUGUAUGAUACUGAUGUUAUUCUUUAUGCAAUUCCCUACACCCUGUGCGCUCGAUCGAGUUCUCCACAUAAUCGCCCGUCAUUUUUGGAACCUGCUCGACGCGUGACUUGUUCUGCUACCAUAUUGAUAUUCUGUCCCCCAAAUUCUGCAUCCCUCAUCCUGACCUUCCUCCCUCUUUGACCAUUCGUUCGCGUGCAGAAUGACGCCUUACAAGUUCUUGCCGCAAAAGCGUACAGCUUUAUUCAACUUCCUCGAAUCGCCAAAACCGACAAAAUUACCUCGGACACUCACAGACCCCAUCAUCGGAGCAAGGGAUCAUCCACAAGCUUUUAUCCUAAUCAAAGAUCCUGAACUGGAACGCGUUUUCAGCGCCACCAAACUCCCAUUCGGCGUCCAAUUUGAAAUCGCUCGCAUCGCGAACAAUAAAAAUAAACAGGAGCAACUCAAAAGUAUCAAGGAACAUAUUCGCGAUAUCACUGAUUCUGGGCAGCGUUCGAGGAACAGGAACGUUGAAGGGGUUACGAGACUUCAUCGAAAUUUGAAGCUGGAAUCGCGUUUUUCACAUGCUGAGAUAGCUGCUACGACACCAUGGCUGGCCCUUGACCUCGAAGAGGCGGUCCUCUCCCAAGACCAAUAUGGUGGUGUCGGUCACAGAAGUCUAAAGGAACUGGGCCUGGACGAUAUGCAAGGCAAAAAAGAAGCCUCAAAUGAUCUUUACUUCGGGGACACAGUCGACUUUCUCGCAAAGAUGGACAGUCUCACCAAGAUUUGCUUGGAGAGGGCUGUUAAAGCACCAUCCAAUAAACUCAAAAGGCGUUUUGGAAGCACGAGAAUUAUGAGAUGCAAGAUCCCGGAGAAGUUGUUGGGGAAAGGGCCGGAGAUUGUGAAAUUUUUCGAACAGCCUAUCGCUUUGUGGAGCUGGGUUUUUCGAGCGUUUUAUGCGAAGGAUGAAUCAGUUUAUCUUUUCAGAACUAAUGAAACUGUUGACGGUGACGGCCAGAUUCAAGAAACAGCCCAAGGACUCUCAGUUCUGAAGCUCGUGGAUUGGAUCAAUUCUCUUGAGUGGAAUGGUAGUCAAAAAAUGUCCAAAUGGGCCACUCGUGUAUCACUCGUUCUUUCUCCAUCUGUACCUGGACCUCUGCUCGAACGCCACGCUAUCCACGAGCUCAAGGACAUCAUCUCCACUGAAGGUUCUGACCUAACUGACGGCUGUGGCAUCGGAAACACUUCUUUCUUCAGAGCCAUUCAAGAAAGGUAUGGCUUGGCUGGGGCUCCGAAUGCCAUACAGUUUCGUCUUUAUGGAGCAAAGGGGAUGCUACUACUUGACGCACAAACGGAAGACAAGGGGACGCCAGAAAUCUGGUUGCGACAAUCGCAGAUCAAAAUUCGCUAUUCUGUGAAGCCCGACAUUGAUCCCUCCCAUUUGACUGUCGAUAUCCUCCGGCUGUCUCGAGUGAGAUCACCUGCAAGGCUGUCAACCGAGGUCAUCAUCAACCUCCAUCAUAACGGUGUACCGGCGGAUGUUUUCAAAGACAUCGCAGAAGAAAACUUGAAGGCAAAAAUAGAACCCUUUUUCGACUUCGGUGUGGACGAGCAAGAUAUGACAAUGGCAAGUAAACGCCUCUGGAAAACGGCUGAGGAGGCGGAGAAUGUUCUCAACGCCGUCAAAGCGCGGCAUGAUGUUACGACUGUUCGCUUCCGUGGCUACUCAGAGCAGGACAAGGACGCUGAUGGUCUGCAAGAAGCAAAUGGUGAAGCACAGUCGACCGCGUGGUGGCCGGAUCCUUGUUCUGGAUGCCCGUCCUCGAUUGCGGAGACCAUAAUGGAUCUGUUAUUGGCAGGUUUCCAUCCCCGGAAUUGUACUUUCCUUCGAGAUAAGAUCUAUAGACUCGCGAAGAAGAAAAUCGAGAUUAUGUGUACAAAGCAUAAUUGGCACAUGGCAGCCAGUGCGACUGCGUAUGCUGUUCCCGAUCCGUACGCGGUUUUGGGCCCGAACCAAAUAUAUUUUAGAAGCUCAUCGAAGGAGUUUGUUGUCGGAGGUAGUUCUUUAAAAACAGAUAUCGUCACGGGAGAGGUUCUUAUCACGCGCAGCCCGUGCAAGCUCCCAACAGAUGUUCGAAAGGUGCAAUCCAUAGAUCAUCCUGCCCUCGCGAAUAUACAUGACGUUGUCGUGUUUCCCGUAAAAGGCUCUCGUAGGCUUAUUGAUUUUCUUGCUGGCGGGGACUAUGACGGAGACAGGGUUACGGUCAUAUGGAACCCCGCACUUGUGGCGCCGUUUACUAACUCGCCCGACAAGUUCUCAGUGGAACCUCCUCACAUCAAGCAGUGUUUCAACGAGGAGACAGAAACCGUCAAACAAUUCAGCAUUCGCCAUUAUCAACUGUCACACGAUAGUGAACGGAUUAAGUCGCUGCAAGGAUAUCUUUUGGGUGGUCUUCAGGACCGAUUCCUCGUUGGACUGUAUUCCAUGCGCCAUGACAAGUGGACCUAUACGCACGGCCUUCACCACGAACUCACCAUCCGCGAGGCUUAUAUGUUUUGCGCCGUUCUAGAUUCACUCAAAAGUGGACGCAAACUCCUCCCUGAGGUCCGUCGCCGAGACAUCCACUAUCCAUCGAAAGACGCCGUUCUGCCUUGGAAAACUGUACUGGAAAGAAUCUCUCCCCAAACAAAUUCAACUCCGUCAUUCAAGCAGACUCCAACCAAUUCGCUGAUUCGUGACCACGGACAUUUGGGCCGAUUUAUCAUGGACGAACUCAGCGAGGUUGCAAGAGAGCAGUUCCGUAAAUGGACAGCUCGUGCAGAGACCAUCUUCGAUGCAAAGUCUCAGCAACCCGACAAACGUCAAUCAACCUUCAUUCUCGGCGCUGACCCAGACCUUUAUGGUCCAUGGGAGAAAGUCCUAGCGAUCGCAAAACGCCGUGCGGACGAGUCGAACCCGGACUACAGCUUGCAGAACGACCUGCAACUUAUCCGAAGCCACGUCGAGAGCGUCAUGAACAGACCUCACUAUUUGAACAAAGGAUCUUCUUUCACCGACAAAUCAAUUGUCUCUCGCCAGGAUGAGAUACGCGCCUUAUCGAGAGAAUUUUCACUCCGACCCCAGCUGGUGGAUAUGAGUUCUAUCUGCGAUAACGCUACAUUGACGCGAUUACGUGCGUCCUGCGCAUAUGCACUUUGUAGAAAUAAUACCGGCUAUCAGUUUCCCUGGGUGGUGGCCUUCCACGAGCUGUGUUUGAUGAAGGCAGACUCAUCGUCAUCAUUUAAACCGGUCAUAGGUGCAUUUGCGGACAGUCUCAAUUUGACCAAAGCCGCCACACAGGCUUAGAACGAUCGUGAGAGCAGUUUCUUGAUUUUGUAAAUGUUGUAGGAUCUAGUUACUUGAAAUGUAGGAAGUGUGGUUGCCUUUGAG